AUGAGAUCCCGACGAACGCACACCAAAAGCCGGCUGGGCUGUGUCCAGUGUAAGCAUCGGCGAAUCAAGUGCGAUGAGAGAACCCCAAGCUGCAAUAACUGCUUAAGACAUGAAAUAGACUGCAUCUAUUCAAUGUCUCCUGUAAAAAGCCGACUGCUAGCGCAAAAUGAUCCUGCGCAGCGCAUUUCACUCGGAUCUUCGUCAAUGGACCUGAUUAACACUGCCGAAACUGUAACCUUGACGUCCUCACCGUCCCCUGCAAUGAUUGUAUCCCCAGAGCCGGACCCUUUGAACAAAUUGGAUCUUCAACGAGACGGGCACCUCCCAGGAGAUCUACAUCUACGUGACUUGGAACUUAUGCAUCAUUAUUCAACAGUUAGCUACAGGACUAUUUCAUGUCAUGAUAAAUUCUCUGCUUCCUUUCAGAACGAGGUGCCCAAAAUCGCGUUGUCUCAUCCGUUCUUAAUGCAUGGGCUGCUCGCGCUAUCGGCUUCACACCUCGCAUAUUUAAAUAAGGGAAGCGAGCGAGCCAAGGGAUAUGACGAGCUUGCCGCUGGUCAUCAAACCUUAGCACUGACUUUAUUUCGAAAAGCUCUUGACAAUAUCACACCAUCUAACAGUGAAGCUCUGUUUGCAUUUUCCAGCAUUGCGGCCGUAUUGGCCUUUGCUUCUCCACAAACUACUGGCGUCCAUUCACUGUCUCCAAUCGAUGAGAUGCUUCAAGUUGUGAAUCUAUGCCGCGGUGUCUCGCAAAUCCUUCAAACAUCUACACAAUGGCUGAAGACUGCCAAUAGUUGGGUACCAAAUGUACUGGCUAGUAUACGAACAGUAGAAACUCAGCCAAUACCUGCCGAUGUUGAUGAAAAACUUUCUCUUCUCUUCAAGCUCAAUACCGACUUGACUGUCACUGGUCAAACCAUUGAGGAGACAGCGGUGUGCGAGCAUGCGCUAUCUGAGUUGUCGCUAUCAUUUGAACAAAUCCACUCAGGUUUUGACCCUAUAUCGGUUUUCAGAUGGCCUAUUACUGUAAAACCGGCGUUCAUAUCAAGCCUAAGGGAGCGGCGACCAAUGUCUUUGGUUGCAUUGGCCCAUUUUUGCAUUCUUUUACACAUGAUGAACGAUUUUUGGUGGAUCAAAGAGUGGCCUCGGCAACUGCUGCAGUCUAUACAUACCCUGUUCGAUCCUUAUUGGAGAGAUAUCAUUCGGUGGCCUAUGGAGGUCGUAGGUGUAACCAGCUAA
Molecule: messenger RNA, 1239 nt
Organism: Talaromyces proteolyticus
Lineage: Eukaryota; Fungi; Ascomycota; Eurotiomycetes; Eurotiales; Trichocomaceae
Product: putative C6 transcription factor
Exons: 2
Coding region: 1-1239 (412 amino acids)
Biological process (GO): regulation of transcription by RNA polymerase II
Molecular function (GO): DNA-binding transcription activator activity, RNA polymerase II-specific; zinc ion binding
Source: RefSeq, a predicted model, not a curated record